GGCCGUGGGAUCCUUGCGGGCUCUGCCCGGUAACCCCGGUGGGCUCCGGGGAUGGUUCGGUAGCGGGACCCCCCUCUCGCCCUCAGUCAAAUACCGGGACCCUCCUCCCAUCCCACACCGGGAUCGCCAUCCCGCCCCUUCCAUUCCCUCUGCUCCCAGGCCUGGCUCCCGUCCCCAGGACUCCCCAAACCCUUGUUCACGUGUCCCCCCCAGCAUUUCGGGGACACCUUGAUCCCAUUUUCCGUCUCAUUUUGGGGACGUUCCCGAGGAGCUGUGGCUUUGUUUGGAGCUCCUGCUUGUUUGGGGCUGGGGGCGAUUCCUGACCCCUCCAUGAUCCCCUCUCCCCAUCCCCGCUCCCCUGGCAGUGGCAGAGGCUUUGGGGAGUUUCAUUCCCAGGUCCUGGUGGCUGGAGCUGGGGCCAGGAAUGCCAGGAUAAAUCGGGUUUUGGGGACGGGGCUCCUUUGCCUGUUGGUGUUUUCCUUCACCUCCUCUGGGCUGCUGGGACUCCUCAGCCCUUGGAUUCCUUUGCUCUUGGGGAUGUAAGGAGCUGGGAAUGAGGUGAUCCAGGUUCCUGCCUGGCCUGGAUAGUCAGCAGUGAGGAAGAAAGGAUGGCACAGCCUCGGAGCAGUGGAAUUGUCUGUGCCAGCAGGGACUCACCUGCUCCCAACCUCCCAGUUCUCCCAGUAUGGACGCUGAUCCCUGGCUCUGGGGGUGUUGGGAGUCCCGGGGAGCGGGGUGCCCUGCUGGGCUCCUGCUGUCCCCGGGGUGCUCAGGGCUGCUGUGUGCCCCCAGGUUUUGUGGGGAAUGCCUGCAGCCCUGCCUGCAGGUGCCCUCCCCGCUGUGCCCGCUCUGCCGCGUGCCCUUCGACCCCAAAAAGGUGGAGAAGGCUUCCAGCGUGGAGAAGCAGCUCUCGUCCUACAAGGCUCCCUGCAGAGGCUGCAGCAAGAAGGUGACCCUGGCCAAAAUGCGCUCUCACGUCUCGUCCUGCGCCAAGGUGCAGGAGCAGAUGGCCAACUGCCCCAAGUUUGUUCCAGUUGUCCCCACAUCCCAGCCUAUUCCCAGCAACAUUCCCAAUCGCUCCACGUUUGUGUGUCCGUACUGCGGGGCCCGGAACCUGGACCAGCAGGAGCUGGUGAAGCACUGCAUGGAAAACCACAGGAAUGACCCCAACAAAGUGGUGUGCCCGGUGUGCUCGGCCAUGCCCUGGGGGGAUCCCAGCUACAAGAGUGCAAACUUCCUGCAGCACCUGCUCCACAGGCACAAGUUCUCCUACGACACUUUCGUGGAUUACAACAUCGAUGAGGAGGCAGCGUUGCAGGCAGCCCUGGCUCUGUCCCUCUCUGAGAACUGAGGCUGAUCCUUCUCCCUGCCCUGGCUCCUUCUGCACAUUCCGGGAGCCCUUCGGAGCUGCCUCUGUUCCUGCUGCUCUCCAGACAAAUCCCACCUUGUUUAAAAAGGUGGAGCCUCUUCAGCUGUCAGAGUGAGUGAGCAGAGAGCUGUGGAGAGAGGAGCUGGCGCCGCUGGGCUGGGAUCAAUCCUUGGAUGGGCAUUUAAUAUCCAUGUUGGGAGCAUAUCCCCGUGUCCAGAUCUAUUUAUUAUUAGAUGCUUUUUGGCACACUCCUCCCUGCUCUCUGUUGCAACAGAAUAGGUGCCUGAAACUGAUGGAUUGGAUGCCAAACACCCUCAUUUGGGACUGGAGUCAGCCACAUCCUUUCAAAAAGGAGGAAGGCAGCACGGAGCAUCUUUUUUUAAACUCUCCAAGGAUUUUUCUAGAGAUGUCAGGCUGUCCUGACCGCCCUGUGCUGGAGGCUGGAGCUGCCUUCUUCACCUGAAUCCCAGGAUGAGACUGAAGAGUGGUUCAGAGGAGCCCUCGAGGAUGGCAUCCAGCAUCCAGUGAAACCCUCCCUUCCUCGUUUUGUACCGGCUCUUGGAAUACCAAAUCCUUGUGUUUUUCUACAUGAAGCAGCGCGAAGCCUUUUCCACGUUUUCUAGAGCGGGGUCAGAAGCUGUUCCCCUUCACACUGCAAUAUCUGCCACCUGGGACAAGAGUAUUUUUAUGGAACAUUAUUAAGAAAGUUUAUUUUUUACACAA
Cyanistes caeruleus (blue tit) is the source of this 2092-nucleotide messenger RNA. The record is from RefSeq and is a predicted model, not a curated record. NCBI's taxonomy places the organism in Eukaryota, Metazoa, Chordata, Aves, Passeriformes, Paridae.